AUGGGAUGUGGUCACUACAUGUAUGUGGACUCUGUUUACGUCAAACAUUUUCAGGAAGUGGCCCAGCUAAUCUCACCAAAGACCACAGCCCCAAUGCGUGGGUGCUUAUCUUUUUAUUACCAACUUAAGCAGGAGAGUAGCAUUGUUUUUACUGUUUACUUGAGAGACACAAGUGGCUUUUAUGAAGAGAUCUGGAAAACAGACAGUGCACUGAGUGUGGACUGGGCGCUAGCAGAAGUUGACUUCAAUGCACCAUACCCCAUGGAGGUAAUAUUUGAAGUUGCUUUCAAUAGCGCCAAGGGAGGUUACGUUGCCCUUGAUGACAUUUCUUUCUCUCCAGUUUACUGCAGCAAUCAGACAGGAACUCCUUUCAAUCCUGCCGAGGCAGGCUGCAAUUUUGAGGAAGAUCUGUGUAAUUUUUACCAGGAUCACAAAGAUGGCCCAGGAUGGAGCAGAGUGAAAGUGAAGCGUAAUGUGUAUAGAGCAGGAGAUCACACUACUGGGUUUGGUUAUUACUUGUUGGCGAACACAAAGUUUACAUCACAGCCUGGGUACAUUGGACGUCUGUAUGGCCCAACCCUGCCAGGAAAUUUGCAGUUUUGUCUGCGUUUUUAUUAUGCCUUAUAUGGGUUUUUCAAAAUGAGUGGUACUCUUGCUGUUUAUAUCUUUGAAGAGAAUCAUGUUGUUCAAGAGAAAAUCUGGUCCGUCGUGGAUUCUCCAAAGGGAGUUUGGACUCAAGCUGAUAUCUCCUUCAAAAAGCCUAUGCCUUGCAAGGUUGUCUUUGUCAGCUGGUGUAAAAGCUUCUGGGACUGUGGACUUGUUGCCCUGGAUGAUAUAUCCCUGAGCUUGGGAAGCUGCCAGGCUGCUGAUCUAUUGCUGCCCAAUCCUGGUGAAUGUACUUUUGAAAAAGAUGAGUGUGUGUUUACCCAGAAGAAGAGAGGUCGUGGGAGUUGGCACAGGAGGAGGGGUCCAACUCCCACUUCUUACACCGGACCAAAAGGAGACCACACUACUGGGGUAGGAUACUACAUGUAUAUAGAGGCAUCCAACAUGGUCUACGGGCAGAGAGCAUACCUAGUUUCAAGAUCACUAAGAGGAACCCCUGGAAAACAGUGCUUAACUUUUUUCUAUCACAUGUAUGGAGCUGGGACUGGAUUAUUAAGUGUUUAUCUAAAAAAGGAAGGUGAUGAUGAAGAGAUUCCUUUGUGGAGGAGGACAGGGGAACAAAGUAUCUCAUGGCUAAGGGGACUGAUAGAAUAUGAAAGUGACAGAAACUACCAGAUUAUUUUUGAGGUGAUCCGUGGUGUGUCAGUGAGAAGUGACACUGCUAUUGAUGAUAUUCUGUUCCAGGCAGGACCCUGCUUAGAAGUGGAAGAAAUUCAGUUCUCAUCAGGCUAUCCUGACAGCUUAAACGAAAUUGAAUAUUAAAUACAGUCUGCUGAAAGGAGUGAAGCGCGUAGAAGAUUUGUAUGUGAGAAACUGCACAAACUGCCUAUUUUAAAAUAUGUGUUAAGUAAAUACUGGACUGAUUUGAAUAUGCACCAAUGUAUAGGAAGAACUCAGAGCACUCAUGUUCCUCACCUUUGCAAUGAAAUUAUUGACUCAGGGCUUCUUAGACUGUUUUUUUUUUUUUUUAAUAUUUUUUCUCUUUUGCAUGAGGUAUCAGUUAUUAUAUAAAGGCUUCCCAUUUUGCACAGAUCAUUCAUUUUAAUGCCUUUUUUUAUUUUUUUAAACCUCUCUGGUAUAUAGGAGAAAGGGGAAAGCAAAGGUGCACAAUUAAAAUCCAAUAUUGUGUAAUCUUAAAUCUGCAUUCAGUGAAUGUUUUGUGUUGGGUACAGAACGGAUUUUGUUAAGGAAAUUAUAACUAUUUUGAAAUAAUAAACAAAAUAGUAUUAGCUACUAGUAA
This is a messenger RNA of Antrostomus carolinensis (chuck-will's-widow), 1906 nucleotides long. RefSeq names its product MAM domain containing 2 (gene MAMDC2). The transcript is spliced from 10 exons. The record is from RefSeq and is a predicted model, not a curated record. The coding region runs from base 1 to 1428 and encodes 475 amino acids. NCBI's taxonomy places the organism in Eukaryota, Metazoa, Chordata, Aves, Caprimulgiformes, Caprimulgidae. Gene Ontology annotation, cellular component: membrane.